This is a messenger RNA of Protobothrops mucrosquamatus (brown spotted pit viper), 1722 nucleotides long. It is a transcript of the gene ARSI, whose product is annotated as arylsulfatase family member I. Bases 1 to 1722 code for a protein of 573 amino acids. The record is from RefSeq and is a predicted model, not a curated record. The transcript is spliced from 2 exons. NCBI's taxonomy places the organism in Eukaryota, Metazoa, Chordata, Lepidosauria, Squamata, Viperidae.
AUGGCCGUCUAUGCCCUGACUGGCUUCUCCCUGGCCAGCCUGCUGAGCUUCGGCUACUUAUCCUGGGACUGGGUGAAGCCCGGUCUGGUGACCGAGGUUUCGGGGGACCCGGCGGGGAAGCCUCGCCUCCCGCCUGCCUUCUCCGGGCCUCCUCACGUCGUUUUCAUUCUGACGGACGACCAGGGCUAUCACGAUGUGGGCUACCACGGCUCGGACAUCCAGACUCCGACGCUGGACAGGUUGGCUGCCGAAGGGGUUAAGCUGGAGAAUUACUACAUCCAGCCCAUCUGCACGCCCUCCAGGAGCCAGCUUAUCACGGGAAGGUACCAGAUCCAUACAGGUCUUCAGCACUCAAUCAUUCGUCCCCGACAGCCAAAUUGCUUGCCUCUGAACCAGGUCACUCUCCCACAGAAGCUGAAGGAAGCCGGCUACUCUACCCACAUGGUUGGCAAAUGGCACUUAGGCUUUUAUCGAAAAGAAUGCCUGCCAACCCGCAAGGGCUUUGAUACCUUCCUGGGCUCUCUGACAGGAAACGUGGAUUAUUAUACAUACGAUAACUGUGACGGGCCGGGAAUAUGUGGGUAUGACCUUCACGAUGGGGAAAAUGUAGCCUGGGAACAAAGUGGCAAGUAUUCCACCUUCCUUUAUACCCAGCGAGUCAGAAAAAUUUUGGCAACCCACAACCCCAAGGAGCCCCUCUUCAUCUACAUAGCAUUCCAGGCGGUGCACACUCCUUUGCAGUCCCCAAAGGAAUACAUCUAUCGCUAUCGCUCCAUGGGAAACGUUGCCCGCCGCAAAUAUGCUGCCAUGGUCACAUGCAUGGAUGAAGCUGUGAAGAAUAUCACCUGGGCCCUGAAGAAAUACGGUUACUAUGAGAAUAGUGUUAUUGUCUUCUCUACAGAUAAUGGAGGGCAGACGUUCUCUGGGGGAAGCAACUGGCCGUUGCGAGGCCGCAAAGGAACAUAUUGGGAGGGAGGAGUGCGUGGCAUUGGAUUUGUCCACAGUCCACUGAUUAAACGCAAGCGAAGGACCAGCAGGGCACUCAUUCACAUAACUGACUGGUACCCAACCUUAGUGACUUUGGCUGGGGGCAACGUGUCUGAAGCAGAUGGCUUGGAUGGCUAUAAUGUGUGGCCAGCUAUCAGCGAAGGCAAAGAGUCACCACGGAGUGAAAUCCUGCACAACAUCGAUCCUCUGUACAAUCAUGCCAAAUAUGGCUCUUUAGAGAAUGGGUUUGGCAUCUGGAACACAGCAGUACAGGCCUCUUUAAGGGUGGGAGACUGGAAACUUCUUACCGGAGACCCUGGUUACAGUGACUGGAUCCCGCCACAGACUCUGACCAACUUCCCAGGGAGUUGGUGGAACUUAGAGCGCCUGACAGACGGGAUGCGUCAGUCCGUCUGGCUUUUCAACAUCACAGCCGAUCCGUACGAGCGCUAUGAUCUGUCAGACCAGCGUCCCGAAGUAGUCAGGGCUCUGCUUCUUAGGCUGGUCAAUUACAACCAAACGGCCAUCCCUGUCAGAUACCCUGCGGAAAACCCACGCGCUCACCCUGACUUCAAUGGUGGUGCCUGGGGACCUUGGGCCACAGAAGAGGAUGAAAGGUGGGAAGGAAGGCAUGGAAAAACAAAGAACAAAAAACGGAAAAAGAAGUGCAAGAUCUGUAAGCUACGCUCCUUUUUCAAAAAGUUGAACACCAGACUUAUGUCAAACCGCAUCUGA